GAGGGGGAGCUGGGGGAGUCUUUCCCAGCCAGGGAGCAGAGCAGAGCGGCUGGACUGAAGGAGUGGUGGAGUGGUCAGCCGCGGUGCUCGCGGAGCGUCCCCGUCCCCCUUAAACGAGAGUUCAAGACUGUGAAUGCCGGUGACUUCUGAAUAACCUCCUGAGGUAGUGGGUGCUCACCCUUAAAUGACCCCUCACUCUGAAAGGGGGGAGUCACAGGGGGUCUUCAGACCUUCCACUAGUAGUCAAACAACCUGUAGCAUCCCCUUGGAAUUUGAGGAAUUUCCACUCCUCAAUUAAGUAAAUAGCAUAUUGGCCUACUAAUUGACUUGAUCUGAUGAAAUAUUUUGCUGUGAAAAAAAAAAAAACUUUUUGCAGACACAUCCUGAUUUGGCAUGCCUAUAAUGUACUAGAUUUUAUUUGUAAAUGGAUAUUAUUUGUAAAUUAAACAAAGAAUGUUCUAUUUUGGGAGAAUCCUACUAGACACAAAUGUAAUUUCAACAUCUAGUUUGAUAUAGAUUUGGUUGAGUUGUAAACUAACCUGAAUUCAAUGUGGAAUUUUAAAAAAUCACCAUGUUAGGUUAAAAGUAGGGUAACGAAAUACGAAAUACCCUUAUGUUGAUGGCUUUUUGCAAAUCCAAUCAGUUUUUUACAUUGAUUCAGUAUCAUGACAUUGCUUUUUUUUUUUUAUGACAUGGAAACAACGUUGAUUCAAGCAGUUUUUGCCUAGUGGGAUCCCUGAUUUCGUCACCCCCUCCGCUGGGCCCCUACGUGUGUGGUAGCCCAGUCAGGCAACAGUAAGAAGAGAACUCAGUCAAGACACGGACGGCGUUCAGAGAUGCUUCCCUAUGAACGCUAAACAAGAACAUUCAUCGUGGAGAGAAAAAACGUACAAUAAUAAAAACGUCCAUACAGUUAUGGAUAAUAAUGACUCGUAUCUACAUCUAAGUAAGUAUGUUUUUCCGUUUCUCUAUAAAGUCUUGGGACGCGGGCGGUUUAUCCUGCAUAGGCUGCUCGUGCAGUUCUCUUGUGUUGUGUUUGUUUAGUUUCUCGCAAUAAUGUGGCGUUUGAUAAACCGAAUUCCCUCUGCACAGCCGACUUUACAAGGAUGGCAAUAAAUCCCGCGUGGCAAUGUUAUCUAUGUAGUUAACACUUGUCCCGCGCCUAAUGUGUAUUGAUUGACAAGAAGGCAGUGCCAAUGCUCAAGUCAGCUGAUAGUGAUUCUGCUCCUCAGUCAGGGUCAGGGGUUGGCACUUUAAUUGCGGUUAUGUAAUUUAUGGCCUUUCUAACCUCUUUAUGGCCUCUUGUUAAACUGUUCGCUGCCUUCUUCUUAUUUAUGAGUCUGGCUUGGCAGAGAAGCGCUUAUCCAUUCGACAGACGUACAUUCACUCACCUCACCGCUGUUCUCGAGGAAAGUUCGUCCAAGAAGAACUCAUUGAGAGGGUAGGCCUAUAUGACUUUUUUUUCACUGCGAGCUCUACUUCUCUUUAGUAGGCAACUCUUAAUUGGCUGAAAUUGUUCUAUAAUUGAAUCAUCAUCAUUUUUUUUCAAUCAAAGAACGACAAUUAGGCCACACCACAAACCAGGAAUAAGCAGUCCUGUGAACCCAAAUACCUUUUCUAUCUUUGUAUUGGAAAUGCAUAUGAUCUAUUCUAUUCUAUUCUAUUCUAUUACAUUUCCAUACAGCCUAGGCGAUUGUAUCAUUUCCCUGUUCAUAUUUCGAUUUUAGUGUAAAAGUAUAGGUCAUUACACUACUAUAACACCAGCUAUUGUCAAUAAAAAAUUUUUUUUUUUUAAACACACACAAAGUGUGACAGCAAUUAAUGUCGCUGAAUCAGUUUAGGGGAUUAUUACCAGAACAAACAUGAAUCCAUGCAUACAUGAAAUGAUACUGUUAUAGAAAGGAUUCUGAAGGACUCAAAUCCAUUAUUUCCUCAGCAUUUUAUGUUUGUGUAAUCACAUGCUCAUAUUGCUACAGAGGACAUUAUCCCACAUUGGCCCAGGAAUCUGAGACAUCUUGGUCUAUUUUUACUUCUCUUUCUUUCUCUCUCUCUUUCUAUUUCUCUCUCUUCUAUCUCUCUAGGGUUUAGUUACGUGAACAAAUGAGUGUUGGGCAAGUUCAUCUGAAUGGGUUCCUCUCCUCUGCAGCAGUGGACUUUGUUUUAUUUGAACUUUGGCAUGGUCUGACUUCUGCUCUGAUCCCACUGGGCACAAACUGGUUAGAUCAAUGUUGUUUCCACGUCAUAAAAAACAACAACAUGUAUGUGAUGACAUUGAAUCAACAUGGAAAACUGAUUGGAUUUGCAAAAAGUCAUCAACAUAAAGGAAUUUUAACCUAAAUCACAUGACACGUUUCAAAUUCUUGUUGAUUUCACAUUGAAUUCACAUUAGUAAUUAAAUCAAAAGUAAAUCAAAACUAGAUGUUGAAAUGACGUCUGUGCCCAGUGGGGUGUGUGUAUCAGUGAAGAGGAAAAUAUCUACUGUGUCUAUCUCACUUUCUAGGUGCCUAAAUAGAACAACCAAACUGGAAAUGUGAAAGAUAUUUAGCAGCUCACAGUGGAAGUUGACUUAAAAAAAAAAAACUUUUAAAAGCAAAGCGUGAACUGAUAGAUGUAUUUAAUUGAUUAAACAACUAGUAACACAUGCUGCAAUACACCAACGCAAUGGCAGAACAUAGAUUAGUUGAGUAAGAGCCAGCCAUAUGACGCUAUGGUCACGGCUGUGAGUGCCAUGUUCUCUUCCUGCAGGAAGCAGUCAAAGAGAAUGAGUGGCCAAGUCAUUAGGGUUUUCACUGCCAAGGGUGAUUAGGAUGGCUGACUUGGGAUCAGUCCUAUUGACUAUGGCCAGUGCUAUCCGGGAUCCUUGGGAUGUCCCUACCCUAACCCUAACCCCUACCCUUGCCUAACCCUAAACUUAACCAUUUUAAAUUUCAACUUCAAUGGGGUAGAGACGUCCCAAGGAUCGCGGCUAGCACGGACCCUUGACAACACAAGCCUACUAACACUCUCGUCCACUGACUGAGCCUCUCAGAUAUGCGAGAGAACGGUUCGAGGCUAUACGAUUACUGACAAACUGCGUUCAGUAGCACCAUUCAUGCAUUUCAAAGGGUUUGAUGGUGUAUUUAAGCUACUGUACAUGUUAUCUCAUGCCAGGCUAUGUGAGGAUAACUUCACUAUAUUUAAGCAAUAAGGCCUGAGGAGGUGCCUUAUUGCUCUUAUAAACUGGUUACCAAUGUAAUUAGAGCAGUAAAAAGAAAUGUUUUGUCAUACCCGUGGUAUACAGUCUGAUAUACCACAGCUAUCUGCCAAUCAGCAUUCAGGGCUCGAGCCACCCAGUUUAUAAGCUACUUUAUUUUCUCUCAGCCAAAAUAGGACAAUACUGUCGGUGUUGGAACAGCAGGACUAGAAGACAAUGACCCAUUUCAGCUGAGGCUUUUUGGAAAUGAAAAGCGAGAGUUAAUCUGAUCUUUUUUAUAUAUGGUACCAUGCUGUGUUUUCGUUUGUCUGUAGACGGGGUAAGUCAACACGAGCAGCAUCCUGGGUCUACAGACUCUCCACUGGUGUCAGCCAAAGAUCAAUGAACUUCAGUACACUAGUUGGCCUACUUUCAGUUCAGUCUCCAUACUAUAGUUUGACAGACUGGUUUCCCCCUGUCUGCAAUCCAUCAGGUAAAUCAGCAACUCUAAACCUGCUAAUAAAACUGCUAAUAGACAUGUAUUUUUCAUGUGUUAUUACACCAUUGACAUAAUUCUCAACGCUGACCAUAUUUGGUCAUGAAAAGGUUGUUACGUAAAUGUCUGUUUAAAAGUAACAAAAAAACUAUGUUGUAUUAAGAUGACAUUUAGACGCAGGUUUGGGAACAGAUGUUGCUGUAUUAUAUUAAUCAGCAGUAGAACAAGAAGAAGAUGUGAAAAAUACUCAGAUUCCUCAAAUCCCCCCAAAAGUCUCUCUCUCUCUCUCUCUCUCUCUCUCUCUCUCUCUCUCUCUCUCUCUCUCUUCUCUAUCUCUCUCUCUCUCUCUCUCUCUCUCUCUCUCUCUCUAUCUCUCCUCUCUCUCUCUCUCUCAUCUCUCUCUCUCUCUCUCUCUCUCCUCUCUCUCUCUCUCUCUCUCUCUCUCUCCUCUCUCUCUCUCUCUCUCUCUCUCUCGGCAUUCAACAAGACAGCUAUUAGUAUGUAGCUUGGUACUUGUCAAGUGUGUGUGUGUGUGCGCAUGUGUGUGAACAUUCUGUAGUUGUGUGUGUUGUGUACCUGUCUGUGUAUUUGUCUGUCUAUGUCUUAUGUGUGUCUGUAUCUAAUUUGAUUACUCAGGACCCUCUAUGUAGUUGUAGCUUCAGACCGCCCACAGUCGUCUCCGCUCAACUCCAUUACAGUUUUUCUCAAUUGCUAAAACACAAUUUCUGAAACCUUGCUCCAUUUCCUGAAAACAUUCAACACAAAACCUCAUCUUCAAGCACUAUUUACAAAACCUCUGACUCCUCUCGCAAAAUGAAACAUUCGCCUCAAAACAGUUUUACCUGUGUUCAAAAUCAAACACUGCUCUCAAAUCAUAAACAAAGUGAUCAAAAUGAUAUACAUUCUCAAGCAGUCAGUAAACAAUACACCGAAAAAUAGAAAACACAUUGUUCAAAACAUACAGUUCUCAGGGAGAAGUACAUUUUUAAUCUCAAAACAAAUUUCAUAUUUUUCCGUCAUUGUCUUUUGAUGAACGAAAACAUGUUCUAUCAUAGUAGCUCAAAAUUGAUCAGAAAUUACUACUCUGCUUUGCUCUUUGCAAUUUUGUUUUUUGUUCUUCCUCCUCCUUGUACCCCUAUUUUUACAGUACUGUACCCUGCAUCUCACAAACUUGUCCUUUGUCUCUGUGAUACUGUAAUUCUUGUUCUUUGUUGAUAUGAACCUGCAACCAGUCCAAAUCUAUUGAGCAGUCAGUACUGUUAACAAAUGGAAAGCACAAUGUUCAGGGCCAUACAAUUUGUCCAUUGUACAGUAUACAGCCUACAAUGCACUGUACUACAGUAUACAAUAUUAAAAGGGACAAAAAUCAAAGGAGUAAGUAUGUGAUCAAUGUGCUUCUUCUUGUCUUUGGGCUGGGUCAGGCCAGAGCACUUCGUCGACAUCACAAGCAAUAUUGUCCCUGACAUGAUUCCUCACCUAUAUCACCACAGGCUAAAUCCAUGGCUUGCAGCAGAUUUAUUCUGGUGUAGGGUUGUUCUAUCUCCAAGAGGGGAAAAAAUCCUCAAUCGGAUUCAGGAAAGGCGAGUAUGGAGGGAGGUACAAGUUCAUAAACUGCCCAUUGAUGUUAAACCAUUCCCUUACUUGAGCAGCUUGGUGGAAACUGACAUUGUCCCACACUAUCACAUAGGUGGGAAUGGGAUUCUCAUUUAGCUCUUGACCCUGCUGCUCUUGAACCUGCUGCUCAAAUAAAAUAUCUCUUAGAUUGGCAAUAAAUCUUAGAAGGUGCUGGGUGUUAUAUGGCCCGAGUGUAACAUGGUGAUGUAGAACACCAUGGUUGCUGAUAGCAGCACAGAUUGUGACAUUGCCACCUCGUUGACCAGGGACUUCAACAAUGGCCCGCUGUCCAAUCAUGUUUCGGCCUCUCCUUCUCCUCUUUGUUAGAUUGAAGCCUGCUUCAUCGACAAAGAUUAACUCAUGGGGUCUGUCCAAGGAUUCCAAGUGAAAUAUUGUCUGUGUAGAAAUACAAUAUACUGUAUGUAGGAUUUUGUAAGUCGUACAGAGACAGUGCUCUACUGUAGAGUACAAUUAGGCCUACUGUAUGCACUUCUGAUUCACAUAUAUUAUAUGUACUGAAGAGUAAUGUCAUUCACAUAGUAUGUGUUAGUACUGUAGACAAUCUGGAUUACAGUAAAUGUUUCUGAAUGUACACUUACUUGCACAUACUGAGCUCGCAGUUCUUUCACCCUUGGUGAGUUGCGCUCAAAAGGUACUCUGUAUACUUGUUUCAUUCGCAUCCUGUUACGAUGGAGGACAUGGUCAAUUGUGGAAAUGCUCACACUGUCGAUUCCCUGGAAGUGUGUGUUGUCUUGUAUCACUCGUUCCUGGAUUUUUCUGAUUCAUAUUGCAUUAUCUUGAAGGACCAUGCCAGCUAUAACGGCCUCUUGCUCCCGAGUGAAUAUAGCUGUCCUUCCACCUGCAUGUGGCAGCCUUGCAAUUCUACAAAAAGUAGUUGUGCAGUUACAAAACAUAUUCAUGCAGUACAAUACAUACAGUGAUUAACUUUACAAAUGUCUAUUGAAACAGCUGCAUAUAGUGUAGUACAGUAAAUUUGCAAUUACAAAAAUACAGAAGUAUACUGUACCUGUUCUCUUCUCUGAAUGUCCUUACUAUGGUGGACACAGAAAAUCGGCUCAAAUUGGGUUGCACUCUAAGUCCUGCUUCCCUCAUUGUCAGUCCAUGGACAAGAACAUGGUCUAUGACUGUUGCUCGAAUUUCAUCAGAUAUUUCCACUCUUUGUCUUCCUCUUCGUCCUCCUCUUCCUCUUUCUUGCCCUCCUCCUCCUCUUCUUCCUCGUCGCCCACCUCGCAUACGCACUCGUCCUCGUCCUCUCACAUUGUUUCUUCUAUCCAUUCUCAGACUUUCUCCUUCAACAACCUGUUUGCUCUCUGAACUGGCUUAUAUUAGUUGUGUCGCAUCAUUUGAAACAGGUUAAAUCAAUUUUGAGUGGUUGUGUUCAAUCAAUGACAUAUGUUCUCUAUUUGUAUUUGAUUGUUGCCACUUGUGUUUACCAGUAUGGAUGACAUGUGCAUUAGAGUGCAGAAUGUGUUUUGAGACUGAGAAUGUGUUUAGAGUUUUGCUGAAAAGUCUAAGUGAGAUCUGCAAAUUGUGUUUUACCAUGUGAAAUGGUUUAAGGUAUUGACAACAGACUGCAUAAUUAGCUAAAUGAGUCCAGGCAACUGAGAACUUUGUUCAGCCAAUGGGUUUUAGUGUUUUAGCAAUUGAGAAAAACUGUAAUGUGAUGUACAUCGUGGAGUUGAGAGAAACUUGGCUAUGUCCAGAUCAGAUCCAACCUAUAGGAUCAAUCUCAGGUCCCUGUCUGUCUUGUCAUCAUACCCUUAUUGCUGCCAUGCUCUCUGGUUUCAACCGCGCUUGUUGCCGUGUGCUACUCUUUUGUACCCGACUCAUUGUGCUUCGAUGCUAUAUCCAUCAUCCUCUAUACACCGCUCUGUUCUUCAUUCUGUCAUUUUAUUGUCAUUUGUUCUGAUUCUCUGUCUCUCUUUGUAUGGACGAAACUCAGAAAUAGCAGAGAUAGAAAUGGCGUCAGCAUACAGGGCAGGCAGGCCCAGCCAUUAGAUAACAUUUAGUCAGGGCCAGGCAUGGUGCUCUGUGGUGUAUCCUGGCAGGCUUGGGAUUGUGAAUCAGCUCCCUUAUCUAAUUGGUCAUUUUUCUGCCCCAGUUGUAGUGGGCCCAGUCUGGGUAGCCAAUGCUAGUGCUUCAAUAGAAUAGGAGUGCAGUGCAGCUCCACAGAUAGAGAGGGGCUCGAGGUUGGCUUUACUCUCUAUGUAAACUUCAGAACUUUGUAGUCUCUUGUAGGAUUAUUGGGGAAUUUAAUAGAAUAGCCUAUAGAGCAUGUACAUAAAUAGUGAUUCUAUUUCUAUACCAUACAGUAACAUACAGUAACUGCUUGUACAUAACGUCUCAAUGUCGAUGUUUAUCAGCUUGUUGUGAAUUUGUUUUUGUUGCGUGAGUUCAAUUGUGGUCAGAGAUAGUGGCCAGUUUCUUAGAGACAAAGAUCAGUGAAGGCACAGUAUGGAAAAGCUUCUAGCCUUGGAGAAACUCCAGUUGUUUUCUGUACAGUAGCACCAUGUUCUGGGUUCCUCCCCUGCCCAACAGCUCUAUAGAGCUGCAUUAAUAUACCAUCUCCUCCAGCAGGACCAUCCCAAUAUAAUCCCCUUUAAUCCUGCAACAACUGGCACCCACCCCCCCCACCCCCCUCUACGCAAUACUCGCACACACACAUACACAUGUGCGUAACACACACUUACGCAAGCACACAUACACGUACACACUCCCUCUCUAAACUCCACAGACGGUGAGCCCCUUCCCUGCUACCCCCUGGCCACAUGGCAUAUGACUGCGCCCCCCCCCCCCCCCCCCCCCCCCACCUCUGUUAAUCAGUACAUGAAAUAGACACCAGGAUGGAAAUGUGAACCUCAGAGAGAGAGAGAGAGCGAGAGAGAGAGAUCAGGGUUUCUAUAUACAGUAGGAACCCACUCAGAAUGUGGUUAAUGACUUUAUUCAUUGUAUCUGAUGUUACAAAAUGCUUAGAAAACAGCAUGCAUGGAAUGAUGGUGAACAUGUAUGGUUAAUUGAACGGCUGUUACCACAUGCAUUUGUAAUGGUCUUAUGUCACUGUCACAUGUCCAAGGCUGUUUGUGUGAAUACAUAAACAGUUGAAUGUAACAUGUGUUGUGUCUUUUAUCAUGAUGUUAUAAUGACAGUGUUGCUGAAAAGUCAAAACAGUUAUACAAAUCACCAAUUUAGAUUGGUAUAACAGAUGUAACAGAGUUGACAUUAGUAAAUGUAACAGAGUUUAUAUUUCUGAAUGUAACAGAGUUGACAUUUCUAAAUGUAACAGAGUUGACAUUUCUAAAUGUAACAGAGUUGACAUUUCUAAAUGAAACAGAGUUGACAUUUCUAAAUGAAACAGAGUUGACAUUUCUAAAUGAAACAGAGUUGACAUUUCUAAAUGAAACAGAGUUGACAUUUCUAAAUGAAACAGAGUUGACAUUUCUAAAUGAAACAGAGUUGACAUUUCUAAAUUUACAUUUUAGUCAUUUAGCAGACGCUCUUAUCCAGAGCGACUUACAGUUAGUGAGUGCAUACAUUCUUUUUUAAUUUUUCACACUGGCCCCCCGUGGGAAUUGAACCCACAACCCUGGCGUUGCAAACGCCAUGCUCUACCAACUGAGCUACAUCCCUGCCGGCCAUUCCCUCCCCAUACCCUGGACGACACUGGGCCAAUUGUGCGCCGCCCCAUGGGUCUCCCGGUCGCGGCCGGCUACAACAGAGCCUGGAUUCGGAUAUAAAUGUAACCAAGUUGACAUUUCUAAAUGAAACAGAGUUGACAUUUCUAAAUGUAACAGAGUUGACAUUUCUAAAUGUAACAGAGUUGCAUUAUUAAAGAGUCAAACCACAAUGUACUGUAAGUAUUAUGAUAACAGUCAAAUGGUGCAGUUUGGUGUGUAGCUAUAUGAGAGAGGUACUCUGUCUUGGUUACAGUACAUUAUGUAUCAUAUGAGACAGAAUAUAUACACUGAGUGUACAAAACAUUAAGAACCCCUGCUCUUUCUAUGGCAUAGACUGAAAAGGUGAAUCCAGGUGAUCCCUUAUAGAUGUCACUUGUUAAAUCCACUUCAAUCAGUGUAGAUGAAGGGGAGGAGACAGGUUAAAGAAGGAUUUUUAAGCAUUGAGACAAUUGAGACAUUGAUUGUGUAAGUGUGCCAUUGAGAGGGUGAAUGGGCAAGACAAAACAUUUAAGUGCCUUUGAACAGGGUAUGGUAGUAGGUGCCAGGCACACCGGACACACAGUUUCCCGUGUGUAUCAAGAAUGGUCCACCACCCAAAGAACAUCCAGCCAACUCAAUAUAUAGAAGGUGUUCCUAAUGUUUGGUAUACUCAGUGUAUAAAAUGGUGUGUAUAGACAGUACACCUGUACUGUCCACUUUCUGGAUGAUAGCGGGGUGAACAGGCUGUGGCUCGGGUGGCUGAGGUUCUUGAUGAUCUUCUUGGCCUUCCUGUGACACCGGGUGCUGUAGAUGUCCUGGAGGGCAGGCACGGUGACCCCGGUGAUGUGUUAGGCUGACCGCACCACCCUCUGGAGAGCCCUGCGGUUGCAGGCGGUGCAGUUGCCAUACCAGGCAGUGAUACAUUUACAUUUUAGUCAUUUAGCAGACGCUCUUAUCCAGAGCGACUUACAGUUUCAUACUGAUACAGCCCAACAUAAUGCUUCAUCUGUAGAAGUUUGUGAGGUUCAAGAGUCGCUGUUGCGCCUUCUUCACCACGCUGUCGGUGUGGAGGGACCAUUUCAGGUCCUCAGUGAUGUGCAUGCAGAGGAACUUGAAGCUUUUAACCCUCUCCACUGUGGCCCUGUCGAUGUGAAUGGGGCAUGGUCUCUCUGCUGUCUCCUGAAGUCCACGAUCAGCUCGUUCAUUUUGUUGACGUUGAGGGAGAGGUUAUUUUCUUGCCACCACUUCGCCAUGGCUCUCACCUCCUCCCUGUAGGCUGUCUCGUUGUUGUUGGUAAUCAGGCCUACCACUGCUGUGUCGUCAGCAAGCUUGAUGAUUGAGUUGGAGACAUGCGUGGCCCCACAGUCAUGGAUGAACAGGGAGUAUAGGAGGGGUCUGAGCACGCACCCUUGUGGGGCCCCAGUGUUGAGGAUCAGCGUGGCGGAGGUGUUGUUGCCUACCUUCACCAUCUGGGGUCGGCCCAUCAGGAAGUCUAGGACUCAGUUGCACAGGGUGGGGUUCAGACCCAGGGCCCUGAGCUUAGUGAUGAGCUUGGAGGGCACUAUGGUGUUGAAGGCUGAGCUGUAGUCGAUGAACAGCAUUCUUACAUAGGUAUUUAUCUUGUCCAUGUGGGAUAGGGAAGUGUGCAGUGCAAUGGCGAUUGCGUUGUCCGUGGAUCUGUUGGGGCAGUAUGCAACCUGUAGUGGGUCUAGGGUGACAGGUAAGAUGGAGGUGAUAUGGUCCUUAACUAGCCUCUCAAAGCACUUCAUGAUGACAGAAGUGAGUGCUAUUGGGCGAUAGUCAUUUAGUUCAGUUACCUUCACUUUCUUGGGUACAGGAACAAUGGUGGACAUCAUAAAGCAAGUGGGGACAACAGACUGGGAUAGGGAGAGAUUGAAUAUGUCCCUAAACACUCCAGCCAGCUGGUCUGCACAUGCUCUGAGGACGCAGCUUGGGAUGCCGUCUGGGCCGGCAGCCUUGCGAGGGUUAACACUCUUAAAUGCCUUACUCACGUCGGCCACGGAGAACGAGAGCCCACAGUCAUCGUGAGCGGAGGGGGCCCACGUCGGCAGCUCAAUGUUGUUUUCCUCAGUGGGCAAAGAAGGGGUUUAGCUUGUCCGGGAGCGAGGCGUUGGUGUCCGCUGGAUUUCCCUUUUUAAUCCAUGAUUGUCUGGAGUCCCUGCCACAUACGUCUUGUGUCUGAGCCGUUGACUCCAUUUUGUCCCUGUACUGGGGUUUGCCUCUUUGAUUGCCUUACGGAGUUCAUAGCUGGUCGUUGUUAAAUGUGGUGGUUCGCGCUUUUCAGUUUUGUGGGCGAAUGCUGCCAUCUAUCCACGGUUUGUGGUUUGGAUAAGUUCUAAUCGUCACAAUGGGAACAACAUCCUCUAGCACUUCCUGAUGUCAGUGUAUACGUCAACCCGAAACAUUUCCCAGUCCGCGUGAUCAAAACAAUCUUGAAGCAUAGAUUCCGAUUGGUCAGACCAACAUUGAACAAUCAUCUUGGAAAUAGAUGUCCUCUGCCAUAGGAAUCGAUACAGUGUGAUUUACUGAUAAGUGAACAAGGAAAAAGUGCCAACUCUGCAUAUCUGGCUUAGUGCACGCAUCCACAGUGGUGGAAAAAGUACCCAAUUGUCAUACUUGAGUAAAAGUAAAGAUACCUUAAUAGAAAAUGACUCAAGUAAAAGUGAAAGUCACCCAGUAAAAUUCUACAUGAGUAAAAGUCUAAAAGUAUUUGGUUUUAAAUAUACUUAAGUAUCAAAACUAAAUGUAAUUGCUCAAAUAUACUUAGUAAGUAAAAGUAUAAAUCAUUUAAAAUUCCUAAUAUUAAGCAAACCAGACGGCGCCAUUUUAUUUUUUAAUUUUUUAUUUACGGAUAGCCAGGGGCACGCUCCAACACUCAGACAUCAUUUACAAAUGAAGCAUGUGUUUAGUGAGUCCGCCAGAUCAGAGACAGUAGGGAUGACCAGGGAUGUUCUCUUGAUAAGUGUGUGAAUUAGACAAUUUUCCUGUCCCGUUAAGCAUUAAAAAUGUAAUGAGUACUUUUGGGUGUCAGGAAAAAUGUAUUGAAUAAAAAUGUUCUUUAGGAAUGUAGUGGAGUAAAAGUAAAAGUUGUCAAAAAUAUAAAUAGUCAAAUAAAGUACAGAUACUCCAAAAAACUACUUAAGUAGUACUUUCAAAUAUUUUUACUUAAGUACUUUACACCACUGUGCAUCCAUUCACCAGUGGUCCCAAGCUCUUACGAAUACAGUAUAUCAGUAGUUGAAUCUAUAUAACCAUUAGUAACCAUUAGCAAAGUUACUGUAUCUUCCCAUGUAAUACUGAAGUGUUUUACCAAUGAAUGUGAAGCUUUGAGUUGGACUGAAUGGACUCUCUAUAUCACUUCACUCUCCUCUCAUACUUAAGCCAAUCAAGUUAAUGAUGUCUGCUCGGCGCAUCUUUUGUCAUUUCAACAGGAAAAAGGAACAAGUCUGCAAGAGAGAAGGGACAUCUUUAAUGAAAAAGUAAUCCAAUCCCCCACUGGGUAUUUGAGAGAGCCCACCCGACAGACAGGAUAGAAUUCUCUCCUUUUCUAGGCCAAAUCCCUUUAGACAUAUGGAACAGCGAUAGAGACUGCACGUGUGAAUGUAUGUGUGUGUGUGUGUGUUGGUCAUGUGAAGAGCAACUGGGAAGUGUUUCCUCCAGUGCCUCAGCAUGCUGCACGCUCUCGUGUAGACAAGCCCCUACUCAACAGCUUCCAGCCCACUACCUCUAAAAUACACCCCAUCCCUUCCCUACACACACACACACACACACACACGCACACACACACACACACACACACACACACACGGACGGGCGGUAAAUAACCAGGUUGGAGAUGCUUACAGGGGCUAAUAGGAUUAUACGGUCCCUGAUUGAUCAGACAUCAUCUUCAUUUAGACAGGAAUGAGUGGGCUCUGUCUCCACACACCAGGCCAAGGCUUUUCUAGGAUCAGUUUUGGCUCUCCGAUCAUAAUGAAUACGACAGGGGAGACCUGAUCCUAGAUCAGCACUCCUACUGAGAGGCUUUGUGAAUAUCCCUUGACCAGACCAGGCCAGAAGGCUACAGGCCUGCUUUUUACAUGAUUAAGCUAAGGACCUCACUGAUAAAAAUGAUUGAUUAUGAUGAUACAAAAGUCAGUGAAAAAUCAUUUGAAAACACUUCAAAACCACUUAACCCAGAUGAUGUUUGUAUGGUGCCAUACUCAAGUACAUGCUUAUGUGUAUGUGUGUGUUGCUCAAAUAUGCCUAUUAAUGUGUGUGUACGUGUUUGUACGUGUGUGGGGCUCUUUCCUGUUGGAAUUUGACAUUUAGCAGGCAUUAAUAUCACAGGAGGAGCUGUGCCAAGUGAGAGAGAGUGUGUGUGUGUGUGUGCCACUCUACAGCUGCUUGUAACACACACACACACAUGAUCGGGGGCUGCCAGCCCACUGCCUGCGUUGGAAGGGUCAAGCCCCCUGCAGAACCUCAGAGGUAUCGCCUGCAGACAUGAGAAUCAUAGCAGGUGUCGGAGAUUCCGGAGGAAAAGAGGAAAGCGACUUAAUAGACAUUAGCCAAUCAGAGUUGGAUAUGUACGUAAACUACCAGCCCCUGAUGCGCCUUCCUGACUUUGACAGUGAGUAACAUAGAUAUUGUGGGAGCAAAGUUUUAGAACACCUACUCAUUCAAGGGUUUUUCUUUAUUUUUUACUAUUUUCUACAUUGUAGGAUAAUAGUGAAGACAUCAAAACUAUGAAAUAACACAUAUGGAAUCAUGUAGUAACCAAAAAAGUGUUAAACAAAUCAAAAUAUAUUUUAUAUUUGAGAUUCUUCAAAUAGCCACCCUUUGCCUUGAUGACAGCUUUGCACACUCUUGGCAUUCUCUCAACCAGCUUCAUUAGGUAGUCACCUGGAAUGCAUUUCAAUUAACAGGUGUGCCUUCUUAAAAGUUAAUUUGUGGAAUUUCUUUCCUUCUUAAUGCGUUUGAGCCAAUCAGUUGGGUUGUGACAAGGUAGGGGGGGUAUACAGAAGAUAGCCCUGUUUGGUAAAAUACCAAGUCCAAAUUAUGGCAAGAACAGCUCAAAUAAGCAAAGAGAAACGACAGUCCAUCAUUACUUUAUGACACGAAGGUCAGUCAAUACGGACAUUUUCAAGAACUUUGAAGGUUUCUUCAAGUGCAGUCGCAAAAACCAUCAAGCGCUAUGAUGAAACUGGCUCUCAUGAGGACAGCCACAGGAAUGGAAGACCCAGAGUUACCUCUGCUGCAGAGGAUAAAUUUAUUAGAGUUACCAGCCUCAGGAAUUGCAGCCCAAAUACAUGCUUCACAGAGUUCAAGUAACAGACACAUCUCAACUGUUCAGAGGGGACUAUGUGAAUCAGGCCUUCAUGGUUGAAUUGCUGCAAGGAAACCACUACUAAAGGACACCAAUAAGACGAAGACUUGCUUGGGCCAAGAAACACGAGCAAUGGACAUUAGACCGGUGGAAAUUUGUCCUUUGGUCCAUAUUUGAGAUUUUUGGUUCCAACCGCCGUGUCUUUGUGAGACGCGGUGUGGGUGAACGGAUGAUCUCUGCAUGUGUAUUUCCCACCGUAAAGCAUAGAGGAGGAGGUGUUAUGGUGUGGGGGUGCUUUGCUGGUGACACUGUCUGUGAUUUAUUUAGAAUUCAAGGCACACUUAACCAGCAUGUCUACCACAGCAUUCUGCAGCGAUAUGCCAUCCCAUCUGGUUUGGGCUUAGUGGGACUAUCAUUUGUUUUUCAACAGGACAAUGACCCAACACACCUCCAGGCUGUGUAAGGGCUAUUUGACCAAGAAAGAGAGUGAUGGAGUGCUGCAUCAGAUGACCUGGCCUCCACAAUCUCCCAACCUCAACCAAAUUGAGAUGGUUACCAGCAUAUGUGGUAACUCCUUCAAUACUGUUGUAAAAGCAUUCCAGGUGUAGCUGGUUGAGAGAAUGCCAAGAGUAUGCAAAGCUGUCAUCAAGGCAAAGGGUGGCUAUUUGAAGAAUCUCAAAUCUCAAAUAUAUUUUGAUUUGUUUAAGACUUUUUUGGUUACUACAUGAUUCCAUAUGUGUUAUUUCAUAGUUUUGAUGUCUUCACUAUUAUUCUACAAUGUAGAAAAUAGUAAGAAUAAAGAAAAACCCUUGAAUGAGUAGGUGUUCUAAAACUUGUGACUGGUAGUGUAGUUCAGGGUUAUAUAUACUUUGACUUGGUAGGCACUGACUGUAUGCUAUGUACAGUACCUAAUACAUUAAUUAAAUGAAGUAUGUGGGCAUGUAUUUGUUGGCAUAGAAUGGCUGACUGACAUGAUAUAGCACUCACUGUGAUCUUUGCUGAACACGAGGUGCUGGAUUCUGUUUUCAACAAAAAUGGAAAGCUGUGAGUUGGUGUCUUUUGACCUUUGUGACACAGUAGGCAGUUGGUGAAAGGGUGUGUGUGAUCAGAAGUACACACACACACAUACACACAUUUAUUUUCUAGAUUCUGUUCAACCUGUCUAAAUAUACAUUGGUGUUUCCUGCGUCUGGUUUGGCAGAGAAACUGCUAUAUCUACAGCUGUUACUACACAAUAUGAGGAAUAACCUUUGUCCGCCUUUAGCUUGUUUUAGACUUGCUACUUUUAUAGAUAUAACUUUCUUAUACUUGUGUGAGUGUGAUGUUUAUUGUAAUGCGUGGAGUAUGGUGUGAAGCAUGUGUGGCUAUGAUCGUGUGUGUGUGUGUGUGUGGACAUGUUUAACUAUUCUUGUGGGGACCAGAAGUCCCCAUAAGAAUAGUAAACUAACAAACAUUUUGUUAGUCCCCACAAGGUCAAAUGCUAUUUCUAGGGGGUUUAGGUUUAAGGUUAGAAUUAGUGUUAGGGUUAGAAUUAGGGUUAGUGUUAGGAGCUAGGGUUAGGUUUAGGGUUAGGUUUUUGGGUUCCAGUUAGGGUUAUGGUUAUGGUUAGGGUAAGAGUACGGGUUAGGGUUAGGUUUAGGGGUUAGGGAAAAUAGUAUUUUGAAUAGGACUGAAUUGUGUGUCCCCACAAGGUUAGCUGUACAAUACUGUGUGUGUGUGUAUGUGUGUGUGUGUGUGUGUGUGUGUGUGUGUGUGUGUGUGUGUGUGUGUGUGUGUGUGUGUGUGUGUGUGUGUGUGUGUGUGUGUGUGUGUGUGUGUGUGUGUGUGUGUGAAAGACUUUCUGUGUGCAUGAAAAUAGUCAUUUAACACUGCCACACAGAAUGUCCCAACCCCACUAACACAUGCUAGUAUCAGACUACUGUAGACUGGCGUACGAGCUCUUCCACUAGCUCUGCUGGUCUGGCUGACCUAUCCGACUCUGUUCUGUGUAACAUGAGAGAGAUCCCUGUACCCAGGACUGAUUACGGCGACCCUGAAACCAUGCCCAUGCAAAUGCCACCCCCCAUUAACCCUGUGACACACAGCUCUACCCAACAGCCCAACCUUAAAUUGUUGGGGCCUGAAAUGUCAACCUGUCAUUCUAUAUUCCAGACAGAAAGAAGACCCUGGCCCCAAUACAAUGUACAUACAGUUGAAGUCGGAGGUUUACAUACACCUUAGCCAAAUACAUUUAAACUCAGUUUUUCACAAUUCCUGACAUUUAAUCCUAGUAAAAAUUCCCUGUUUUAGGUCAGUUAGGAUCACCACUUUAUUUUAAGGACUUUUAUUUAUUUCAUCACAUUCCCAGUGGGUCAGACGUUUACAUACACUCAAUUAGUAUUUGCUAGUAUUGCCUUUAAAUUGUUUAACUUGGGUCAAAUGUUUCAGGUAGCCUUCCACAAGCUUCCCACAUUAAGUUGGGUGAAUUUUGGCCCAUUCCACCUGACAGAGCUGGUGUAACUGAGUCAGGUUUGUAGGCCUCCUUGCUCGCACACGCUUUUUCAGUUCUGCCCACACAUUUUCUACAGGUUUGGGGUCAGGGCUUUGUGAUGGCCACUCCAAUACCUUGACUGUUGUCGUCCUUAAGCCAUUUUGCAAGUAUGCUUGGGGUCAUUGUCCAUUUGGAAGACCCAUUUUAACUUCCUGACUGAUGUCUUGAGAUGUUGCUUCAAUAUAUCCAUAUAAUUUUCCUUCCUCAUGAUGCCAUCUAUUUUGUGAAGUGCACCAGUCCCUCCUGCUGUAAAGCACCCCCACAGUAUGAUGCUGCCACCCCCGUGCUUCAUGGUUGGGAUGCUGUUCUUUGGCAUGCAAGAACCCCCUUUUUCUUCCAAACAUAACGAUGGUCAAGGAAAGAGGCACUGAGUUUGAAGGUAGGCCUUGAAAUACAGCCACAGGUACACCUCCAAUUGACUCAAAUGAUGUCAAUUAGCCUAUCAGAAGCUUCUAAAGCCAUGACAUCAUUUUCUGGAAUUUUCCAAGCUGUUUAAAGGCACGGUCAAUUUAGUGUAUGUAAACUUCUGACCCACUGGAAUUGUGAUACACUGAAUUAUAAGUGAAAUAAUCUGUCUGCAAACAAUUGUUGGAAAAAUGACGUGUCAUGCACAAAGUAGAUGCCCUAACCGACUUGCCAAAACUAUAAUUUGUUAACAAGACAUUUGUGGAGUGGUUGAAAAACAAGUUUUAAUGACUCCAACCUAAGUGUAUGUAAACUUCCGACUUCAACUGUACAUGUAAAUAGAUUUGAUUGUUGAUAAAGCCCUCUCUGUUGCAUUAUGUUUCUAUUGGAUUGGUGUUGUCAUUAUGGUUUUUUGAUGACGUAGGUUUAUAAUGGGGGUUUUAGUCUGUUUGGUUUGCCUUCUUGCAGUAUUAAAGUCCCACUUUCCUUAUGUAGGCUAAUGUUUGUCGUUAUUUAGGCAAACAUUAGUCCAACAGGCCAGAAAAGCUCUAUGAUGUUGCCCUAACAUCCCUCUAGCGUCCUUGUAACAUCCCCCUGACAUUUCCUCAUGUUGAUGCAUAAUGUGAAUGUGCAAGGCUCUUAUGACCUUAUUAAGCUCCUAUGAAUGAUCAGAUCAGUGUAGCCUGUCUCUGCACUGACCUUUUGGGCUAUUCUGGUGAUAUAUGGAAGUGCCUUAUGCAGGUUUUCCCCAUGCACUGACCCCCAGGCAACCAGCUAUAUCAGGCUACAUCAGGUCCAUCACAGUGCAUUACCAGCUGAAUUAGUGAUAAGGUUAAAUGGAGAGAUGGACAUUUUGGACCCCUGACUGUCACGUAACUACUCAAGCACCUUGUUUUGCUGUGAAAGGUUGCUGAUGUGGGUCUAGUUAGGUCUAGUUGUUAUUCUCUGGUCUGAUUGCUCAUCACACCAUCUGUGAACCAGAACCAGGGGCUUUUGCUGUAGGGUGAGCAACUCAGAUAGAAAUAUAAUGUAUAGAACAGUCAUGAACAUUUUAUUGUCAUAUAUUGUCAUUUUAUUGUCAUAUUAUUGUCAUGUUGUAAAUUUCUAGCUGCAACAUCUGAACGUUUCUCUCUAUUGAUCCCUAUGAAAACGGUUAUCCUCUUUGAGAACAAUACAGUUUAUAUAGAUCACGGUCGUAUUCAUUAGGCACCAACUACAUGAACUGGUCCAAUAAGAAAUGCUUGUUUUCAGUUGUAGCAAGUUUUUAUAUGGUGUGCUCUAAUGAAUAAAACCCUGCUGUGUACCAUUCUGUUAUUUCAAUGAUUGCCGUGUCUCCUAACACCUUCAUUCUCCUCUCUGAUUGGCUGUUUUUUGCUCUGAUUACAGGUUCUUCUGUGCAGGUCUCCCACCUGAGCUCCACCCCGUCUCAGUCCCUCAGCACCAUGGUGGGGCCCCCUCACCACCCCCAUCAUCACCACCACCAUCAUCAUCAUCAUCACCACCCCUCCGUCAUCAGUGCCUCUGUCAACCCCGGGCAGCCCCUCCCGUCUCCCAUGAGCACCCUGGGCUCGCCAUUCAACGGGCAGGGCGGCUUGCCGUACUCCGUCAUCACCUCAUCCUCUCUGGGCUCCCCAGGUGUCUCCAUCCCCCCUAAUCCCGCCAUGAGCUUCAGCACGCUCUCCAGCCCACAGGUAAGGGUCAAUGUAUUCACACACAGGCAUGCAGACAGUGGUCACAGCCAGGGAUCAGCCAUUAUUGACAACAACCCUGGAGAAAUUAGGGUUAAGUGCCUUUCUCAAGGACACAUUGACAGAUUUUUCACCUAGUCGGCUCGGGGAAUAGAACCAGUGACCUUCCGGUUACUGGACCAACACGCUUAACCGCUAGGCUACCUGCCACCCAGACACUUAUGCAUGCACGCGCAUAAGUGGUUAAGGGCUGUAAGUAAGCAUUUCACUGUAAUGUCUGCACCUGUUGUAUUCGGCGCAUGUGACCAAUAAAAUUUGAUUUGAUUUGAUUUGAUUUGAUUUAUACAUACACACUUGAUAAACACGCACACACAAAAAAUAUGAGAGGCCGUACAGUAGGCGAGUCGACCCACCAAAGUAGCUUAGGAACUACUGCAUGGAAUACAUUGUUAUCACUCAUAUGAGUCUCUCGAUGCCCUAGCCUUGCAUGCCAAGCUUCGAGGCUCUGUCUCAAACCCAUGCCAAUUGAAGGAGACUACUCUUCACCCAGCUGACUAGCCUUUCCUGGACUGUUAUAUUUCUAACGGUUUCUCUCUCUCAGAGCAGAUCCUACAGUAGUCUCAGACAUUGUAUCUUAGUGCUCACUCUGCAUCCUUCUAACACAGUGGUCACCAACCUUAUCUGAGUCAAGAUCACUUUCUGAGUCAAAAUGCAAGCCGAGAUUGACCGCUCAGAUUUGUUUUUAACAUGACUUAAAAAAUGUAAGCCAAUGCAACAUUAACCUAUUAAAAACAGUACUGUAGCAAUGAGGUGUAUGUAGUAGGCUACAGUCCCAGUACAUUAUCACCGCAUAUUGGCUUUGCUUUAAUUGCCCUGCCAAUGCAUUGUUGUUCAGACAAUUUUUUAAAAUAUUAUAUUAAACGAUUUAAGGUGGGCUAUAUGAUCACACCGGUAAUAGAUCAGUUGUUGUAUUACGUGAGGCACAGCUGUGUUAACAUAAAAAUAAAAAGCGAAUUAUUAAAAUGUAUUUUACUGGGCUGAUGGUGCCUGCAUCUGAUGGUCAGUUGCAGCGGAGAGAGAGCGCAGCAGACUGAGGGUCUGCCUCCUAACGUCCCUCUGCUCUCCCUUUCCUCCACUGACACUGGCCAAAAAGGGACACCGUCUUCCAGCUGAUAGUGAAGCUCGAGUCGCACCGCAUUAUUUCUGCCUCAUGCACAAAUUAAUGUUGUUACUCCUAGGAACAGAGAAAGUGAAAUAUUCCUCGAUAUUAAAGAAGACCCAAGCCGCUAAUAAUAACGCAAGCCUAUCUAUACACUUUUCUACUCAUUCAUUACAGCUGCAGUGCUGGUUGUAGCGUGAGUGGAAGUAGGAAGAAUGUGCAUUUUAAUAGCCUAUAAAAGUGUUCAAUAUAAAGUGUUGACAGUGCUGAGUAAAACCUUAAACAUGAACUCAAUCAUAAAAACAGCAGCUCUUUGCUGUAUUCGUUGACAGUCUCUCUAGUCAUGGUUGAAACAUUUUUGAAAUCUCACAGUAUUAACUUUGCUUUAGCUUUCUUUUAUACCUGCUACGUUACUGCAGACCCGGUAAUUUGAGACAUCCGAUUGGCCAGUGGUAGGCCUAGGCACUUUAAUUUCUCUCCGGGCCCACCAGGAAAGCAGAGUUUGUACCUUCAGACACAUGAAAUUGUUCUAAAUCGGAAUACUUUGCCUACCAGGCGUGCAGGGCAGCUGAAUCAGGUGCACCUACCUCCAACAGCGCGAGACAAAUAAAUAAAUAGUUGGGUUUUAUACAAAAAUGUUUGGGAUCAACUAGGAAUGCCUUGGAUAUCAACCAGUUGGUUGGUGACCUUGGAUAUCGACCAGUUGGUUGGUGACCACUGUUCUAACAGAACCUAGAAGGCUAGCCUGACCCUACCCUUAGUGGUGUCGCCAACAACCGGAUGUAUCCGGUUUUCAGGGGAAAUUAAAAAACCCUGAGACACAACUUCCGCUUUUGGAUGUUAACAAGGCAACACUCGAUCUUAACAUCUCCUCCACAUUUACUGGAUUGGUUGACCAGUGCAGAAGAAAACCUCCCCUGACUGUUUUUUUUCUCUCGUCGGGACCAGAUAGGAAGAAACGCGUUUCUUUUAAGCCUGCUACAUUAGGUUAGCCUGACCCAGACUCAUUCAUGUCCACAGAAUACAACUGAAUCAGGGCUACCACUGCCGUAGACAUAGAACCUCAUUCUAUUCUGCUGCUCACUUCACUGGUCCUCACUCCAUUAGUGAAACAACGCUUCCACUUACUCAGAAUCCAAGUCCCAAAUAGAUAACAAAUGGGGAAAAUAGAGGCUUACUCUUGUCCACUUACUCUUGUGAAUUUAAAAGUUAACAUUUUAUUCAGUUAGUUGAAAAAAAAAAACAUUGACAUUCUGUCCUGCAUUAAGUAGAAUCUAGAAUGUCUCCUUUUCUGACCUUUUUUUUUGCCCAGUCCCUGCCUUUACCACUGGCUGGGUCUCUGCCUGCCCUAGAGGGGAUGAGCCAAUUGUAUUUGGCUGUCCCACUCUGAGCUAACUGAGCUAAGCUAAUGAGGCGUGAUGACUAGUGAGUCAGAGGGAGAUAUCAUUGACCCAGCCUGCUAAGCUAAGCUAAAGCCUUGGAGGCUAGCUACCUAGCAGAAAAGAGAACACAAACGGAAGUAAUCUAAUGACAGCUGUGCCAACAGGCUUCUGUAAGCAAAUAGGGUCACAUAUGCAAUAGUCAGAUUCAGAUCCAUUUAUUGCCACACAACCAAUAUGAGCUCCCUUUUGGUCUCAAAGAAGUAGACAGAAUGUUUACAUUUUAGUUCAUUGCAAUGCCCGGCACUUUCAAUGAGUCAAAUAACAGAGAAAUGUGUAUAGAAAGGUCAGUAGCAUUAAGAGCACUGUGAAUAAUGUAUAGGCUAUAUGAAGUAUUCAACAAGGGCCCCAUGGCUGAUAUGUGUGGAGUGAGAGAUAUGGGAUGUGGUGUGUAGACUAACUAUGUAGGUCAUCUGUGUGAGUGAAUGUGUGUGAGUGUAUUGCCCGUGCAUAUGUUGCCUUUGUGUAUGUGCGCGCGUUCAUGUGAGUAUGUGUGUCGACCCGGCCCUGUCCCCUUUUAGUCUACAGUACAGUACAGUAGAGUGCAGACACAGGAAGCUGUGUGACUACCCAAACACACUAGACCUAGGGUGGUCUCACUCCAAGGGCAAUAGUCCCUUGACCUGUGUUUGUGAACACAGCAUGCCUGUAUAGUACAGCACAUACUUACCCUCACUGUCAGGAUAAUGCGUUAUUAGAAGGAUGUUCUCAUGACUUUGGAAUCCACUGUGUGGUUCUUCAUUAUCCACUGUGUGGUUCAAAUAGUAUUUGUUCUAUUUCUUAUACUUUAGCUGUGCUUGAUUGAGCUUAUCUGGCACAAUGGAACCAAUGGAAUAGUCCUUAAAGUGUAAACCACGCCCCUCUGGCACUCUAGACAGGCUCAAUCAAUCUCAAAGUAUUUGAAAGAACACAAAUACUUUAUGGUCUGAUAAUGAUUGGCAGGUAGCCUAGCGGUUAGAGCGUUGGGCCAGUAACCGAAAGGUUGCUAGUUUGAAUCCCAGAGCCGACUAGGUGAAAAGGCAAGGCACUUAACCUUAAUUGCUCCAGGGUCAGCAUCAAUAAUGGCUGAUCCCUGGCCGUGCCCCCACUCUCUGAGGGAUAUGCAAAAAACACAUUUCCAUUUCACACCACACACUUGUACAUGUGUGAAACAGGACAAAUAUAAGUCACCCCUAAUAUACCUUUAGAUGGCCCAGAGUAGCUUAUAAAGUUUCCUUACAGAACAACUGAGCACGCCGAUUGGCACGUGUGUUUUUCUGUUGCUCAUUUGAAAAACGAGAUUUCAGUCUUGGAGGUGUGUUUCCUGACCAAUUCCGCGUUUGGUUAAUGAUGUUUGGCCCCCAUGAGACACUGUAGACGCGGAAGCCGAUUUCACUUCCUCAAAAUCCCCAAAAUGAAUCUAAGAUAACUCAAGAAAUCUGUAAUUAAUUUUGACGUUUUUGCCGAGGAUGUUUUAGUUGCGGGAUUUUAUAUCUAACUAAGGUGCUUGGUGCAAUAUUUCUCAAGUAAAAAAAUGCACGACGUGUUGUCUUAUGUAAACAGUCGGAGCUGCUGAGCAGGUCUGCCUUACUGUCUAUGCUAUUGGAUAGAGAGUAAUCACCGCAGCUGUUCACCCCAUUUAAGUGGACAAAGGGACAUCGUCAAAUCAAAACCCAACCUUCAUUUACCCUUUGUAACACACAAAUGUUCCAAACUCCGUUUUAGACGAGACCGAAAUUACCCUAUUUAGACUUUGUUGUCAAUUUUGAGACUAUAAUAACUGUUUUUGACUCAUAUCGAUACCACAUAGGCCAUUUUCAAAGGGAUUAGUUGCUUUUUAAAGGCAGUCGCUCUUUAAUGACCAACUACCUCCCUCUACUGCUCUCCUGUGGAACUGCAUGUAACAGGCUUUAUCAGUUCAAUUGAGUGUAUUCAGUUGAGUUCGAUUAGAAUUCGAACUGGUAUCAGCAGUUAUAAUUUUGUGCCCUUCCUUGAGAACCUUGUGUCAAUGUUGACUGUGGGUGUUUAAUUAAUGAGAGUAAACAUUCAAAGUAAACUGCUACUUCCUCACCUAGAGGGAACAGGUCACAUGACAAAGGAAAACACUUCCAAUAAGGUUGUAAGGUGGGAGGGGGAGGCAGAAAGAACAAGGGAGGAGUGAAUACAAAUGCACUUUAGCACACCUGUGGGCUAUUAUGUUUGAAUGGUGCACAUUGAUUGACACACACACGCAUACACACAUAUACACUGAAGAAGGCACUGACUGUAUAGCUAAUGCAUGGUUGAAAUAAGUAUGUUGUCAUCGAAAGACUGACAUGACAUAUCACUCACUGUGAUCUACGCUGAACUCGGAAGUGCUGGGUUCUGUUUUCAACAAAAAUUGAAAGCUGCGAGUCGGUGACCUUUGCCUUUUGUGAUAUAGUGGCCAGUUGGCGAAAGUGAGACACCCACACACACAUCCCCCAUUAACCCCCUCUUUCCUGUCUCUGUCCCCGCUCUCUGUAGAUGAAUUCUCUGAACAGUGUGAGCAGCAGUGAGGACAUCAAGCCUCCUCCAGGACUAGCUGGACUGGGUCACAUGAACAGCUAUGGCUGCAUGAGCCCAGGGUCCAUGUCCAAGCACAUAUGUGCCAUCUGUGGGGACCGAUCCUCAGGUAAAACACCACAACAGGCCCCAGACUACACCAUACUAUACUGUAGCUGGUUACCAGACUAGACCAUACUAUACUGUAGCUGGUUACCAGACUAGACCAUACUAUACUGUAGCUGGUUACCAGACUAGACCAUACUAUAUUGUAGCUGGUUACCAGACUAGACCAUACUAUACUGUAGCUGGUUACCAGACUAGACCAUACUAUACUGUAGCUGGUUACCAGACUAGACCAUACUAUACUGUAGCUGGUUACCAGACUAGACCAUACUAUAUUGUAGCUGGUUACCAGACUAGACCAUACUAUACUGUAGCUGGUUACCAGACUAGACCAUACUAUACUGUAGCUGGUUACCAGACUAGACCAUACUAUACUGUAGCUGGUUACCAGACUAGACCAUACUAUACUGUAGCUGGUUACCAGACUAGACCAUACUAUACUGUAGCUGGUUACCAGACUAGACCAUACUAUACUGUAGCUGGUUACCAGACUAGACCAUACUAUACUGUAGCUGGUUACCAGACUAGACCAUACUAUACUGUAGCUGGUUACCAGACUAGACCAUACUAUAUUGUAGCUGGUUACCAGACUAGACCAUACUAUACUGUAGCUGGUUACCAGACUAGACCAUACUAUACUGUAGCUGGUUACCAGACUAGACCAUACUAUACUAUAGCUGGUUACCAGACUAGACCAUACUAUAUUGUAGCUGGUUACCAGACUAGACCAUACUAUACUGUAGCUGGUUACCAGACUAGACCAUACUAUAUUGUAGCUGGUUACCAGACUAGACCAUACUAUACUGUAGCUUGUUACCAGACUAGACCAUACUAUACUGUAGCUGGUUACCAGACUAGACCAUACUAUACUGUAGCUGGUUACCAGACUAGACCAUACUAUAUUGUAGCUGGUUACCAGACUAGACCAUACUAUACUGUAGCUGGUUACCAGACUAGACCAUACUAUACUGUAGCUGGUUACCAGACUAGACCAUACUAUACUGUAGCUGGUUACCAGACUAGACCAUACUAUAUUGUAGCUGGUUACCAGACUAGACCAUACUAUACUGUAGCUUGUUACCAGACUAGACCAUACUAUACUGUAGCUGGUUACCAGACUAGACCAUACUAUACUGUAGCUGGUUACCAGACUAGACCAUACUAUAUUGUAGCUGGUUACCAGACUAGACCAUACUAUACUGUAGCUGGUUACCAGACUAGACCAUACUAUACUGUAGCUGGUUACCAGACUAGACCAUACUAUACUGUAGCUGGUUACCAGACUAGACCAUACUAUACUGUAGCUGGUUACCAGACUAGACCAUACUAUACUGUAGCUGGUUACCAGACUAGACCAUACUAUACUGUAGCUGGUUACCAGACUAGACCAUACUAUACUGUAGCUGGUUACCAGACUACACCAUACUAUACUGUAGCUGGUUACCAGACUAGACCAUACAAUACUAUAGCUGGUUACCAGACUAGACCAUACUAUAUUGUAGAUGGUUACCAGACUAGACCAUACUAUACUGUAGCUGGUUACCAGACUAGACCAUACUAUAUUGUAGCUGGUUACCAGACUAGACCAUACUAUACUGUAGCUGGUUACCAGACUAGACCAUACUAUAUUGUAGCUGGUUACCAGACUAGACCAUACUAUACUGUAGCUGGUUACCAGACUAGACCAUACUAUACUGUAGCUGGUUACCAGACUAGACCAUACUAUACUGUAGCUGGUUACCAGACUAGACCAUACUAUACUGUAGCUGGUUACCAGACUAGACCAUACUAUAUUGUAGCUGGUUACCAGACUAGACCAUACUAUACUGUAGCUGGUUACCAGACUAGACCAUACUAUACUGUAGCUGGUUACCAGACUAGACCAUACUAUACUGUAGCUGGUUACCAGACUAGACCAUACUAUACUGUAGCUGGUUACCAGACUAUACCAUACUAUACUGUAGCUGGUUACCAGACUAGACCAUACUAUACUGUAGCUGGUUACCAGACUAGACCAUACUAUACUGUAACUGGGUACCAGAGUUUUUCCCUUGAUAGGUUACAUGAUCAGGAAGAACUUCUGUCACUACUACUAGUAUACCAUAUGCCCUUCAUCAACAUACCUACAGGAUAACUAAGCCAAAACAACGUUUCCAAAGAAAUGCUACAUCAUAUUAUAUCCCCUCACUAACAGCAUUAACAGAAUGAUUUCAUCCAGAGAGAUGGUAGCUCCUCGUCUAAGCAUAACAUCCACGCCAACACAGAAUACCACCCCACAACAUCAGUUCAUAUACAGUAGGAGGUGAUCUGAUUGAUACAUUAUUGAUAUUCUAUAUAUUCUAUGUUCUUCCAGGGAAACACUACGGUGUGUACAGCUGUGAAGGCUGCAAGGGCUUCUUCAAGAGAACCAUCAGGAAGGACCUCAGCUAUACGUGUCGAGACAGCAAGCAGUGUCUGAUCGACAAGCGCCAGCGCAACCGCUGCCAGUACUGCCGCUACCAGAAGUGUCUGGCCAUGGGCAUGAAGAGAGAAGGUGUGUGUGUCUGUCUGUGUGACUCCCCUGUGCGUAUGUGCAUGUGUGUUUCUCAAUGAAUGCAUGCAGGUGUGUGUCUCUGUGUGUGUGUGUGUGUGUAUGUGUGUGUGUGUGACUCCCCUGUGCGUACAUGCAUGUGUACAUGCAUGUGUGUUUCUCUAUGCGUGCAUGCAGGUGUGUGUAUGUGUAUGUGUGUGGACUGUAUACUGUAUUCUAUUGUGUGUGUGUGUGUGUGUGUGUGUGUGUGUGUGUGUGUGUGACUCCCCUGUGUGUUCCUCUGUGCAGCGGUGCAGGAGGAGCGUCAGCGGGGCCGGGAGAAAAGUGAUAACGAGGUGGAGUCCACCAGUAGUUUCAACGAGGACAUGCCCGUUGAGAAGAUACUGGAUGCGGAGCUGGCUAUCGAACCCAAGACUGAAGCCUACAUGGAGGCCAGCGCAGGCAACUCUGUAAGCAAACCUCUGUCUGUCCAUCCUUCUGUCCCUCUCUCUCUCUCUGUCAAAUCAUAUUCAUUUUUUCUGAUUGCUUGAGGUCCCUCUACACGUCUAUUUGUUCUAUACUCAGUGUCCUCUUUCAUCGCUGAUUAUUGAAUAUGCCAUGUAUGUCUCUGUCUGUCUGUCAGAAGAACGACCCGGUCACCAACAUCUGCCAGGCAGCAGACAAGCAGCUGUUCACCCUGGUGGAGUGGGCCAAGAGGAUCCCCCACUUCUCUGAGCUGCCCCUGGACGACCAGGUCAUCUUAUUACGAGCAGGUAGGCUCCAGCUACAGCACAACAGAUCACCAUGCUUGUUCACACACCAUAGACACCUAUUGAUUAAUCUACUGUAUUGAUAUAAAUAUUUACUAUGAGUUGUGGUGGUAGAACAACACAGUCUUUUUUUGCACCGAGCUGUUUCAUUAACACACACAGCCCAACAGAGACACACCCUUACCCCUCUGGACACAUAGGUAGUUCUAGUCUCAACAACAUAGUCACAAUUCAAGUUAAACUCACCAGUUAACCACAGUGUAUUUGUCUCUCUCUCUGUCAGGCUGGAAUGAGCUGCUCAUCGCCUCGUUCUCCCAUCGCUCUGUGACAGUGAAGGAUGGGAUCCUGCUGGCCACGGGGCUCCACGUCCACCGCAGCAGCGCCCACAGUGCCGGGGUGGGCUCCAUCUUUGACAGGUCAGAGAAAAAUUAUUUUGUGAACAGUAUUACUCCUUGACAUGUGUAAUAUGGAUAUCACAGUAAUGCAUAGCCUUCAUUGUGGAGGACAGGCUCAUAGUAAUGGCUGGAACAAAAUAAAUGGAAUGGUAUCAAACACAGCAAACACGUUUCCAUUUGUUCGAUACCUUUCCAUUCACUCCAUUCCUGCCAUAAUAAUGAGCCGUCCUCCCCUCAGCAGCCUCCUGUGGCCUACACUAUAGCUUUCUCUUAUGUAACACGGCUAGAAAUGUAGCCCUGGUAUUUCUACAGCAGUAGAAAUGUCUAUAAUAAUAGUUUGUUGAGCAUCUAUAGAUGAACUCUCAAAAUAAAGUAUUACCGUGUCAAUGUCUUUUCUUGCUGUGUUGUGGUCUCCAGGGUGCUGACGGAGCUGGUGUCUAAGAUGAAAGACAUGCAGAUGGACAAGACUGAGCUGGGCUGCCUCAGAGCCAUCGUCCUCUUCAACCCAGGUAACUACCAUCAUCAUACAAUAGAGGCGGCUCGUCCAGGGAGGAAGAGGAGGAUGGUCAUCCUCAUUCAUUUUAGCAUUAAAAAUUGUUGUCCAAUUAGCUUAUAUUGUUUAUCAUUUCAAGUUUUUAACUCACCAGCCACCAUAUAUUAGAAUUUAGAAAUACAUUACAAAUACAUUUUAAGAAAUAUAUUUCACAUACUGUAUACUGUGUGCACAAGAAUAAGUUCCUGUCUAUGAAUGUUCUUUGCUUCCAGAUGCCAAGGGCCUGUCUAAUCCUACAGAGGUGGAGGCCCUGAGAGAGAAGGUCUACGCCUCACUGGAGUCCUACACUAAACACAGAUAUCCAGAGCAGCCUGGCAGGUCAGUCUCUCACAGUCACACUCUCCUUCAGUCUUUUACAAUUUCAUCUUAUUUUGGGGCGGCAUUCAAUCCGUAUUGUGGAAGUAUCACAGAAGAUCCACGCUAAAAUGUGAGUGCAGUCUUUGCGAACGCGGGAACAUUGCCUUUAAAUUUAAAUUGAGCUAUAACAUGGAUCUUCCACGAUACGGAUUUAAUCCAAACCCUAGUCUCGGUAAAUUACACACUCAUACACACUAAUGUCCAGUCAUUCAACAGUCUCAUGUGUCUGACUCAAAGGCUUUUCCUACUGUAUGACACUGCAGCUCUUUAAAAAUAUAACACUCUACCCUACCCAUAUAGGCUCUAAUUUCCCCCAUAUUCCUUCUCCACUAAGUCUGAUUUAAGGACGAUAAGUCAUAAUUCAUCUUUAUGGUUUGCGUAUGCCAUUACACAUCAUGAAAAGGCUUUAAAAUGACACCUCAGACAAGAGUAAUCAACCCUACCUCCUCCCUCUUAUCUCCUCUCUCCUGGUCAGAUUUGCCAAGCUGUUGCUGCGUCUGCCUGCACUGCGCUCCAUCGGCCUCAAGUGUCUGGAGCACCUAUUCUUCUUCAAGCUGAUAGGCGAUACGCCCAUAGACACCUUCCUUAUGGAAAUGCUCGAAGCGCCGCACCAGAUCACAUGA
Molecule: messenger RNA, 29341 nt
Organism: Coregonus sp. 'balchen'
Lineage: Eukaryota; Metazoa; Chordata; Actinopteri; Salmoniformes; Salmonidae
Source: the annotation of a GenBank genome assembly